GGCGCGCGGUGCAUUGUGGGCGAAUCCCGCCGCGGCUUCCAAGCGGGAGGAUGCGCCGGGGGCCGGCCCGACCCACAACCGCAGCCGCAACGCGCCGGGCCGGUGGCACCGAGCCCGAGGAGACGCACUGAGGGGCUCGGGGUAUGCGCUGCCCACGCCGGCCGCAGCGGGAGGCGCCGGCGGCGGCGGAGCCAGAUAAAUGGCUCGUUUAAAUUGGGAGCUACUGAAGUAUUCCCUGGCUGGCAAAUGCAGUGCCUAGCAGCGGUCAUCAAGGACGAACCAAACAUGAGUGGAGGAGGGGAACAGGUUGACAUUCUUCCGGCCAAUUAUGUGGUCAAAGAUCGCUGGAAAGUGCUGAAGAAGAUUGGUGGUGGUGGCUUUGGGGAGAUCUAUGAGGCAAUGGAUCUGCUGACUCGUGAGAAUGUCGCCCUGAAGGUGGAAUCAGCCCAACAACCCAAGCAAGUUCUCAAGAUGGAAGUAGCAGUCCUGAAAAAGCUGCAAGGGAAGGAUCAUGUUUGCAGAUUUAUUGGCUGUGGAAGGAAUGAAAAGUUCAAUUAUGUGGUCAUGCAGCUUCAGGGCCGAAAUCUUGCAGAUCUCAGGAGGAGUCAACCUCGAGGGACUUUCACGCUGAGCACAACGCUGCGCUUAGGCAAACAGAUUCUGGAAUCAAUAGAAGCCAUUCACUCUGUGGGGUUCCUGCAUCGUGACAUCAAGCCUUCCAAUUUCGCCAUGGGCCGCUUACCUUCGACGUACAGGAAGUGCUACAUGUUAGACUUUGGUCUGGCCCGUCAGUACACCAACACCACUGGUGAAGUCCGACCACCUCGCAACGUCGCUGGGUUCCGGGGGACAGUUCGCUACGCCUCGGUGAACGCACACAAAAACCGAGAGAUGGGUCGACAUGAUGAUCUGUGGUCCCUCUUUUACAUGUUGGUGGAGUUUGCCAUUGGUCAGCUUCCAUGGCGAAAGAUCAAAGACAAGGAGCAGGUUGGUAUGAUAAAAGAGAAGUACGAGCACCGAAUGCUGCUAAAACACAUGCCUUCAGAGUUCCACCUUUUCCUGGAUCAUAUUGCAAGCCUUGACUACUUCACCAAGCCAGACUAUCAGUUAAUCAUGUCCGUCUUUGAGAACAGCAUGAAAGAAAGAGGAAUCACUGAAAACGAAGCCUUUGACUGGGAGAAGGCUGGGACAGACAUCUUGUUAUCCACUAGCACCUCUACUCCUCCACAGCAAAAUACCAGGCAAACAGCAGCCAUGUUUGGGGUGGUUAAUGUCACGCCGGUGCCUGGGGACUUGCUUCGUGAGAACACUGAGGAUGUCCUACAGGGUGAACAUCUGAGUGAUCAAGAGAAUGCUCCUCCCAUCCUGUCAGGGCGGCCAGCAGAAGGUCUUGGGCAGGCUCCAAACACCGUUUUCAAUGAGGCUGAAGUCUGGGAGGAGACAGAUGUGAAUCGCAACAAACUCAGGAUCAGCAUCAGCAAAACUCAGUGCAUGGUGGAAGAGGAGCAGAGGAAUGGUGUCUGCCCCAGUUCCCCUGUCCGUGUGCCUCCGGAGUCCCCCACCGCACAAGUGCGCUCGCUGCGGUACCGCCGUGUGAACAGCCCCGAGUCCGAGCGCCUCUCCACUGCUGACGGCAAGGGAGAUCUGCACGAGCGAAGGUCUCGGAUGGAUUUGCCUGGCUCUCCGUCACGGCUCGUGUGCUCCUCGCAGCCUGCCCAGAUGCUGUCCAUCGACACGGGCCAGGCUGACCGGCAGGCCAGCGGCAGGAUGGAUGUGUCUGCUUCGGUGGAGCACGAAGCCCUCAGCAACGCCUUCCGCUCAGUGCCGCUCGCGGAGGAGGAGGACUUUGAUAGCAAGGAGUGGGUUAUCAUUGACAAGGAGACAGAGCUGAAGGACUUCCACCCAGGUGCUGAGCCGAGCACCUCUGGAACCACAGAUGAGGAGCCUGAGGAGCUAAGACCUAUUGAAGACGGUGAGGAGAGAAGGCGCUUGGGGGCAGAUGCUGCAGUCAGGCCCAAGACGCACGACGGGCGCAGUCGAGGCAUGCAGCCUGUGACUGAGGAGGACAGUUCCCACAGACACGAAGGACCUUCUCAAACAGUAUCUGACAGUAAACACGAACAGCAGACAGGAAGUCCAGCCCACUCCCCCCUCCAUUCAGCACCAGCUAUCCGACAGCGGAGACGAGAAUCCGAACCUACUGGACCUCAGAGACAGGCAUAUCUGUUGAAGUCAUUUGAAAUGAAUGGUCUGCCCAAGGCAGUGCCUUUAAGUUUGCCUUACCAAGACUUCAGAAAGGACGCAGCAGACUACUGGGAAAAGCUUAAGGUAUCCCAGCGGAUAAAGAAAGUGGACUUCUUAAAUGUCGUCUUGACUGCCCCUUGCAAACCUCUGGAACCUUACCUGGAAAUUAAUGGAAAAGAGGAGGAGGAAGAAGACGAGGAAGAAGAUGAUGACGAGGAAGAUGAAGAGGAGGAGGAGGAGGAAGGGGAUGAGAUUGACAUGCAAAGCGGUUCCAGCAGCGAACUGAGUCAAAAGAGCACGGAGCGCAGCCAGGAGUGCGCACCAUCCACGCUCCUGGCUGAUGACCAGAAGGGUUCCAAGGGUCGAGCAUCCACUGCUGAUGGGGACCUGGAGCUAGAGGAAGGCUCAAAAACACUGGUCCUGUUCUCACCAGGUGACCUGAAGAAAUCUCCGAUGGCCGCAGACUUGCCUCCAGAAGUUGAUCUGGGGACUCUGGCUGCAGUGACGCCUCAGAGCGAGCGGCCACAGCCUAUGGGUAGCCAGCUGGAUGUAUCCGAGCCAGGGACCCUGUCCUCAGUCCUUAAAUCUGAACCAAAGCCUCCAGCAGCAGUGGCUACAGCUUCCUCCCCCUUUACCAAAGUCGAGCGCACGUUUGUUCAUAUCGCUGAGAAGACCCACCUCAACGUCAUGUCCUCUGGCGGCCAGCUGCUGAGGCACGAGGAGUACGGCUCCUCGGGCCAGUGCGAGGAGGUCAUCGUUGAGGAAGAGCUGGAGGACAACCUGGUGCUGCUGGAGAACGGAAGCAUUCAUUCGGGGCUGGAGGGGGCAGAGACGGAGAGCUGCGCGCUUUCGGCUAAUCACAUUGAAACCACCUCAGAGACGGUGGGGGAGCCACUGGCCCUUCCCAGCAGCAGCACGAAGCCCCUGGAGGCCAAGCCAGAGCUCUCUGAGAAGGCGUCACUCUCGCUGAACUUGGGAGAGCCUGGCACGAUGGCGACCAGGGAACCUGACCUUGAGAAGUCAGCGCCAGCCGCAGAACACCUUAAGCGAGCAGAGCCCCUCCGCGACGCACCGCAGCAGGGGCCCAGGAGACCUCUGGGCUCUAGGUACAGAAGUCGGAUACCCAUUCUGUUCUCCGAGGAGGACACCGGCUCAGACCUUUCAACUUCGCUCUCGGCCAAGGAGAGGCUUUACAAGAGGGCAAAGCAGCCUGACUUGGCUCGCCUGGUGAUGGAGAAGAGGCAGAACCGCCUCCUUCGGCUGGCCUCGGGGGCCUCCUCCUCAGCAUCCUCCAGCGAGGAGAGGCGGCGGGCCUCAGAAACCCUGUCGGCCACUGGUUCUGAGGAGGACACCCAUGACUCUGAUGACUCCAUCCCAAGGAAGGCUGGCAAGGAAAAGGCUGUCCUCCUGGGGAAAGAAGAGAGACCCUCAAGCACGAAGAGCAGGAUUCCUCGGCCCAUCACACCAGUGAAAACUCUGAUCGAGGUGGUGAAGCCUGAGAGCUCCAUGGCUGUGCUAUGUAACUCCCCACAGGACGCAGCUGCUACCUACAGACUUCAGGCCCAGAGACCAUCUGGAAGCAUCCCAAGUGAGUGCCGAACAACACAGGUGCAAGGUCGGCUUCCUCCUUCACCGAGCUCCACUUCUCUUCCUCCACGGAGCAGCUCUCGGAGAUCCAGCAGUGCUUCCCCUCGGAGUCCUGUCCUCCCUUCAAGACACCCCAGUGCUCCCCUCAGAAGCCAGCUGCCACCUCGGAGGGAAAGUCCUUCUCCCUGCCGACAGCAUAAGCCAGGGACUGCUCCUCAGCGAGUUCCUCCUUCCCCCCGACCUCAGGUCCCAGCUCAGGCCCUGGGGCCGACAGGAGAUUCCCUGCAGUCUCCUGGUGUGGCCAAAAAACGACAAAAAGCUAAGCCCCAGACUCAGAGUCCAGCAACCAAAGGAAAGCAGGUGUCCCUGGAAAACAAGGCAGCUGCCAGAUAAUGUUCUUCUGCCAGCCCCACAGACUGGGUAACUUCUGCAUAUAGUAUACACUCGAGAUGCUGCAGCACAGCCUUCCAUGCUGGACCCACGAGUGUAGAGCAGUAGCUGUACUUCAAUGCUUCACUCACUCUCACCCCACACUGUUGCGAUCAGCUCCCAGGGGCCUGAGAGCCUCUGAGCCACAGAGCCUUCUGCAAGGGAGACAUCCAGCCUGCAGCUCACGCUUGCUACUGCACAGUGCCAAGCAGCUCCCCAGGCAGCCUGCCUCGUGCUGACCCUUCUCCCUCCCCAGGCAGUCCCCUCUCUCUGUGAGCAAUAUUGUCACCAACACUGACCCUGUGGCUUUGUCAAGAGGGGCAGAGGUGACAAGAGCAAGGCCUGCUGGAAAGGAAGGCUCCUGUCCUGCAGGCACCUCCCUCCACUCUCCUUGCUGGGAAAAACACCAGCGGUGGCCACCAACGUCUACUCGAGUCUGCCUCUUCCUGUGCCACCUGGGCUAGCAAGGGCUUGUCACCAUCUUAGCCAAGAGGGAUGGAUGGAUGCAUCCUUGUGUCCUGAGAUGAGAGCAGGGUCAGGGUGGAGGGGGCUCUUCUUUCAAGAGAUGGGAAUGGGAGACAGGCAGGUCUUGCUGGAUUCUCUUACCUGCUACAGUAUGUCCCACAGAGGAGGUCAGCUGGCACUGCUGCUUGGUCACACUGCUGCUGUUCCAGCAGAUGCCUGCGUGGGUACUUAGAAGCAGGGAGUGCUUGCUAACUGACGUAGAAGGGAACACACUGCAACUACUUCUGUCUCAGACACCAGACCAUGAGCCGUGGAGGCCACAUGUCCCAACAUCAGUGGUUCCUCUUGACCUCGGUGUGGUUGGUCCACCAAACACAGUUCCAGCCUGAAGAUGUGAAUUGUCACUGGAUGCCUUUAGCCUGGGAGGUCCUUGCACCUGAAUUCCUUGUGCUUUAUUGUCAUGCUCUUGGUGGUUGUGAAUUUUGGCACUGUGGGUAAGAGUCCUCUGACGUGGCAGGGUGGGAAACUAUUAUCCUGUAGUAUACUCAAAAGCUGCUGCUUUGUGAUGAGAGGUUUGCUGGCACACCACAGGUAGCUUGUGCAUUUCUGUCCAAGAGCAGAGUGGCCUGAGUCCUGGAGGUUAGGUUUAUGUCUUUCUCUUCCUCAGGGCUCAGCUCUUCCACACGUUGCGUGAGAACUAACAACAUGAAGGUUAAAAGCAAGGGCCUUGCUCUUCA
This is a messenger RNA of Pogoniulus pusillus (Red-fronted tinkerbird), 5462 nucleotides long. RefSeq names its product tau tubulin kinase 1 (gene TTBK1). Gene Ontology annotation, biological process: signal transduction; peptidyl-tyrosine phosphorylation; peptidyl-serine phosphorylation. The transcript is spliced from 15 exons. Bases 247 to 4224 code for a protein of 1325 amino acids. NCBI's taxonomy places the organism in Eukaryota, Metazoa, Chordata, Aves, Piciformes, Lybiidae. Gene Ontology annotation, cellular component: cytoplasm; nucleus. The record is from RefSeq and is a predicted model, not a curated record. Gene Ontology annotation, molecular function: protein serine/threonine kinase activity; ATP binding.